UCGCCAAAAGGAUCCCUUGUGCUACCCAAUUUCACAGCUUCGAUUUUUUUUCUUAAUCCUCCAUCACACCUCGGUCCGCAAAAUUCAGCGCAGAGGACAAAAGAAACCCAAACGUUUGCAGCCCAGGUCAGAAAGGUGCGGGGCAACGUUUCAAUAUAGGGGGAUGUAAAGAGAAGUGAUUUGCCUUAUCGACCUCAACCGCUCCUCACAGUGUCAUCGCAAGAGGACAGGAGGGCAGGCUGGUGGGUAGCCAAGUUUGAAAAUUAGCCACAGCCCUAUUUUGCAAGGAAAAAAAAAAUAUUGUUUUGUUGUUGUUGGGAUAUAUUUUUGUAUGCUACUCCGAUUCGUCAUAACUCGUCCCGGUGUUCGGGGGUCCGCAUUUGUCGCAUCUAUGGAAUAGAAGAAGCGCUGCUGCAGCUCGGGGAAGAUCGGCUGAAGGUGCGCACUGCCGCCAGGACGCACGCAUCCAUCCAUCCAUCCAUCCGUCCAUCACCUAUAUAAAGCAAACCUGCGUUUCGGCGGUGCUGUUAUUACAGGCAACCCAUCAUGUGGAUUAUUUUGAGCUUGGUUUUGACGGCGACCUACAUCGACGGUGGCCGGGGAUGCCAGCUGCCCCACGACUGGAGACCGCAGACAGAAGCGUGCCGCGCCGAGCUGGCCGAGAUCAUAGUGUUCGCCAAAGUGCUCGCCUUGCACAAGGACUCGUACAGCGUCUACAACUACUUGCCCUGGCAGUACGACACGGACCUGUUCUUCUCUGCAGAAAUCGAGCUCUUGUGUGACCAGGCAUGGGGCAGCAUGCUGGAGGUGCCGGCGGGCUCCAGGUUCAACGUGACCGGCCUGGGCUACUUCCCCUGUUUCUCCUACAGUGUCACCGAGAACAACUCCUACUACUUCUUUCUAAGGAUGGAUGAGAACUACAGUAUUAUCCCUCAUGGGGUUAACUUCCAGGACCCCAUCUUCCCCGACACUGCAGACAACCACCGCAUGUUCGCAAGCCUUUUCCAGUUUUCCAACUGCACACCCGGGACCCAGGUCCACAACUACGCCCCGGAGUGGGAGGCUCAGGAGGACAGUCGGCUUCUGUGCUCCACAGUGCAAAAGGCUCUCUUUGAGGAAGAGGAGCGGGUGAGGACUCUGUCUCAGAAGGUGCGUACUUUGGAGAAGGCCAACGGUCACCUGAGGGACAAGGUCAAGAACAUGAAACGUCUCCUGCGCCAGGCCAGACGAGAAACCACAAAGGAGCAACAGACCCUCAGCCUCAAACAACUGUACGACCCAGAUACCCCCCAAACCCACCCGGACCAAGACACCAAGCAGGACCAGAAGAGACCUCCGCUCAAAAAGGUCCUCGCCAAGAAGCUCAAGGACUAGAUGGCUGCCAAGUUGAUAUUUAAAGGAUAGUUCCAUUGGGUCUCUUUUGUGGUUUUUGCCAUCAUGCAUAUCAGUUAUGAUGUAAUUUUACAUAUCAAUUCAUAUCAUUUUAUCCGCAGGCCUCAUUUUAGACACUGCUAGACACAGCUUUACAUGCCGGCAGCCAUACCAACAUGUACCCUGGUUCUGCUGGAUGACAGAAGCUAAGCAGGUGUGGGCUUGGCUAUUGCUUGGAUGGGAGAACUCCCAGGAAAACUGAAUUGCUGCUGGAGUGGUGUUGUUGGGCCAGUAGGGGGCAGUCUUCCCUCUGGUCCUAAUAAAAACAACAAAUAGCAAAUCCCAAUGCCCCAGUGCAGUGACGGGGACACUAUGCUGUAGGAGAUGCUGUCCUUCGGAUGAGACAUGAAAACGAGGUCCUGACUCACUGUGGUCAUCAAAGAUCCUAUGGCACUUAUUGCAGAGAAUAGGGGGUCCCCUGUGUCCUGGCAAAUUCUCCACCUGGCUCUCUCCAUCUGGCCACCUAAUCAUCCCCCGUGUAAUUGGCUCAAUGAUUCCUUCCUCUCCACCUCAAGCUGAUGUGUGGUGAGCGUUCUGGUGCAAAAUGGCUGCCGUGCAUCACCCAGGUGGGUGCUGCACAUUGGUGGUGGUUGAGGUGAGUUUCCCCCUUCAAUGUGAGGCGCUUCGAGCGUCUAGAUAAAGUCCUAUAUAAAUGUAAUCCAUUACAUUAUUACAAUGGCUUCUCAUGGGGCAAAUGAACACAAGCCAGCACAAACCGGACCUUUCACCAGACUCCUCUCCCCCCAAAAAAGACCCCGAAUUUCUCAAUUAGACUUUGUGCAUGAUUUCCAUUAUGUAUGACUUCUCAGUUGUGCAAGGCAGGUAGUUUAUUGAUGCUGUGUGGCAAGUACAGUUUGCAUAUUCCUGCAAGUUGAACCAGGAAGUAGCUCCGCAGCGGGGUGGACCAUUAUUGAUUUUACUGGACGUUUCAGUUACCUGUUAGCCUUCACUUUCAUUUUCACUCCCAGAUACGUAGUUCAGAUAAAUGGGUUAACUUUGACUUGUUUAAAACACGUCUGUUUCUUGUGUUCAGUCGUCCCAUAAGACAACGUUGUAAAGCUGAGUCCACCGGUGGUCCCGUAUCCAAAAUGAAGCCGGUGAGUAAAAUAUAACCGAUACACCUGAUGGCAAAAAAAAAAAAAACCCCUACAAAAUAAGACCCAGGUUGUAAAAAAAGGGAAUUGUCCUUAAACUCCCUCCCUCUAUCUGCCAUCCAUAGUAUAGUAGACAUCGCGUACUGUGUGUGAAGAGAUGUGAGACGUGAAGGUAAAGCAGAGAGAAUGGGGAGUUUGUCUGUCAUACAAAGCAAAGGGAUGGGCAUCACUGCAGCAAAACCAGCAUGCCGUUAAUUUUUUUUUUACAAAAACAUAACUUGCGUUGGUUUGUGCGCCCUGCAGUGGGAAAACUCAAAGCACCUUGAUUCGUUAGAUCACUUCCACUGGGCCACUACUCCUGUUGCACCCCCACAGAGUGUUCCAGUGCCAUUUCAUCAGAACCGCGCCGAGAAGACUUUCAGCCACAAACAAUCUAUUCGCGUCUUUCGACCGACUCCUUCAUACUCCCCGAAGCGGUCGUUCGUUUGACAUGCGCCAUUUUCUGCCCCCGCCCGCCCGCCCGCCCGCCGAGCCGAACCCCAAGUUCACUCAGAAGGAUGCACCGUAGCCCUCUCACCGCAGUUAAGAUCAGUUCAGUUAAGUGAAAGCAAAGGAUGUACUCACCUCCGACUCGCUGGCUCCAUCUCCUCAGCCACCCCGUACAGUCAGUGCCGUGACUUUAUAUCUCGCUGUCGUUACGUUAUCGUCACAGCCGUCCUCCCCCUACCGCCACGCCGUUACGCUUUGUGUUCUCCACCUCAGCUUUUACCGCUGACCCUCAGUAAAAUCAAUGGUAAUUCGAACCGCGUACAUUUUUUAGGUAUUGUGCCACAUAAAACUCAUAGCCGGCAGAUGGAGCGUAUGAUUUAUUGGUACAAUAUGUGAAUGAUGUCAAAGCGUUUGAAAAAUUGGAACAUUCUUUUGUAAAUUAUUGUUUUGCUGCUGUGCUGGACACACUAAUAAAUUGUAUGUAGGAGUUAUGAUUUAGCCGUAUUUCUAACCGGGGAAAAUUAUUGUUACCAAAAAUCCCCCCACUAGUGUUUUAAAUAGGCACGGUUUAUAGUUCUCAACUGGUAAUUGUCAGAAAUUGAAAUUAUUCGAUGUGUCAGAUUUAACUCCGCCACCCGCAGGAACAUUAGAAAUAAGUACAAGUGUGGUUUUAUUGUGAAAAAAAAAAUUGUCUCUUUGCAUUUCGUAUUUAGCGAGUUACAGGGGAGGGCUUCUGCUGUGUACUGGGGGUAAAGUGUGGAAGGUAUGGGGCCCGGCGUCACAUCUUGUACGAGGCCCUGUAGCAAUUACCAACAGGGCCUUCCACGGCGAGGCAAUCGUGUUGUUUUUAAAAGUCCAGCUGUUUUUCAUUUACGUGUUUAAUCCUCACCCAGAGAACGCCAUCCCCAACGUUUAAGCGAGACUCUUUUGAAAAUCUGGGAAACUUCAUCCUAAAAGGGUCGUGAAACGUGUUCCCAUUUUCUGAGUAGUUGGCCAUAACAGCUAGUGAAUGAACAUGUAGUUUUGUUUUUUUGUUUUUUUUGUUUUGUUGUCUAUUUGAAAAACAGGGUGCUGAGCACUCGUCAAGUGCAACCGCUAUCCAGUGAGCCUGGCAUGCUACAGGAUUAGGCCUUUCAGUAUUGGAAAUAUACGUUUUCUCUUACUUUAAAUUCUAGAUAUCUCUGCCAUUGUUAUUUUGCUUUCUUUGAAUAAUAAUGAUCUUGUUUGCUUUGUCCAUAUUCCUUUUUAUUAUGAUAACAAUAAAAGAUACAUUUUUACAUAA
Messenger RNA from Lampris incognitus (smalleye Pacific opah), 4296 nucleotides. It is a transcript of the gene ccdc3b, whose product is annotated as coiled-coil domain containing 3b. Gene Ontology annotation, cellular component: extracellular region. Gene Ontology annotation, biological process: negative regulation of gene expression. Bases 547 to 1374 code for a protein of 275 amino acids. The transcript is spliced from 3 exons. The record is from RefSeq and is a predicted model, not a curated record. NCBI's taxonomy places the organism in Eukaryota, Metazoa, Chordata, Actinopteri, Lampriformes, Lampridae.